Bombus impatiens (common eastern bumble bee) is the source of this 2250-nucleotide messenger RNA. Its product is annotated as lachesin-like. The transcript is spliced from 10 exons. The record is from RefSeq and is a predicted model, not a curated record. Bases 61 to 1311 code for a protein of 416 amino acids. Lineage: Eukaryota; Metazoa; Arthropoda; Insecta; Hymenoptera; Apidae. Gene Ontology annotation, cellular component: neuron projection.
UUCAGUCUGAACGCGACGAGCGUUACGUUCGUUGCGCGUGUUUCGCGUUAAAGUGAAAUCAUGUGCGAGAAACGUGGUAUGUGCACGAGUAGACGACAGGUGCCUCUUCUAGUAGUGACUACUUUGUUAGUUGGCGUGCGCCCGGAAAUAGUCGAUCCGAAUUUCAAGGAACCAAUUACCAAUGUAACUGCACCGGUUGGAAGGGAAGCAAUUUUAUCUUGCGUGGUUCAAGAUUUAGCGGAAUACAAAGUAGCAUGGUUGCGGGUAGAUACCCAAACGAUAUUAACGAUAGCUAGUCACGUUAUCACGAAAAACCAUCGAAUAGCCGUUUCUCACAGCGAUCAUCGCACGUGGUUUCUCCACAUACGAGAGGUAAAAGAAUCUGACAGGGGAUGGUACAUGUGUCAGAUUAAUACGGAUCCAAUGAAAAGUCAAACUGGUUACCUGCAAGUGGUCGUUCCUCCAAAUAUUCUGGACUAUUCAACGAGCACAGACAUGGUGGUACCAGAAGGCAGUAAAGUGACUUUGCACUGCGAAGCGACGGGAUCACCGGCACCUAACAUCACCUGGCGACGCGAGGAUGGCCAAUUAAUACCCUUGGCAAAUGGACGAAAAGCGCAGAGUGUCGAAGGACCAAAUUUUAACAUUUCUAAAGUAAAUCGGUUACAUAUGGGCUUCUACCUUUGCAUCGCAUCGAAUGGCGUGCCACCAUCAGUUAGUAAAAGAAUUAUGCUGACUGUUCAAUUUCCACCCAUGAUUUCGGUGCAGAAUCAAUUGGUGGGCGCUCAGGAGGGACAACAGUUGACUCUGGAGUGCCACUCGGAGGCUUAUCCUAAAUCCAUCAAUUAUUGGACAAGGGAUAAGGACGAGAUAGUUCCACAAGGAGGGAAAUACGAGCCUGUACUAUUGGACAACGCGUAUAAAGUUCAUAUGAAAUUAACGAUAAGUUCCGUCAGUCCAUCCGAUUUUGGAUCGUAUAAGUGUGUGUCUAGAAAUGCAUUAGGAGACACCGAUGGCACCAUCAAAGUUUAUCCAAUAACAUCUUCGAACUCUACUGGUAGUAAUACAAAAUACAAAGGGAAAUUAAGGCACAAUUCGAGAAACGAUAUAUUCGAAGGAAAUCAAGACAUGCUGAAAGAAAGAGAUCUAAAGUUACGAGGCCGCAAAGAAACCAGCGGAAACGAAGAGGAUGAUUACGAAGAUUCGGCUGCGGCGUCGAACAAGGACUCUUUCAGCUUGAUUUUCGCUUUGGUCACAUUCACCAUUUACCUCUACCAUCAUCCGCAGUUAAGAACGCUACAUCCGGCUUGAAGAGCGGCCCCCACCGUGCCAUUAUCAUCAGAUCCUUCUUUCGAUCGCCACCCAUCGACAAUUUGUAAAUCCACUUAAAAAUCCAUCGCUCAGGGACUCCAUACCGAGGAUAAAUUAAAUCGUGAAAUCGCGCUGACCACCCAUCACACCUGUAUUAUAAGACGACAUACUCUAUUAUGAUUAGUAUCAUUAUUAUUCUGUAACGAUAUUAGCUGUCGUAAGUUAUUCGUAAACCGUAAUCGCGUAGAUUAAGCGGAUGAAAAAAUUCUUUUAUCACGGAGAACGUCACGUAGCGAGCAAUAAGUAAGGGAACACGAGAAGAUCCUGUGCUGGAAUUGAAUUUACAGAUGCGUUGUGUAGCGGACCUGGAUCAUGCUCAAUGGUACGCUAUACUUCGAGAUAGUAGCCAAUGUCAAAUUUCGUUCGUAGUUUUCGCGUAGUCAGUUGCGUUAACGUUUUGCAACGAGAUUAAGAUCGUGGUAGCCGUUCUUCGAUGAACAUCUUCGAUACAUCUUCGAUGUUUCACGCGAUUAAAUUAGAAAACUUUGUUUAAUUCAUCUUUAUGUUUCUCUAGUCAGACGUUAGUACUUUUAGUACUCUUUCUUAUGUUCUUCGCGGUGUAGACAGACGCGGUAAAGAUAAUCGAACAAAGGAAAACGAAGAUAAUAAUAAAGUAAGAGAUAUACAGAGUCACAUAGAUUUUUUCGCAGAGCGUGUCUAAAAUGUUCACAGGGGAAGUUUCUGUCUAAAAUUUCGAAACUAUCUACUACGAUUAUACUUCGAAAGAAGGAAUUACAAUAUAUAGCGCUUUACUUUUACUCUUCUUUACAAAUAUCUAAUUUUUACCUCCAUCUGUUGCGUAAAGUUAUAUCCCUUGUGACAACGAUAUCGCAAACUUUUUAUCGCUGCGUAAUAAAAAAAGAACGUUAAGUUACGAUA